This is a messenger RNA of Spizellomyces punctatus DAOM BR117, 792 nucleotides long. RefSeq lists its product as uncharacterized. The record is from RefSeq and is a predicted model, not a curated record. The coding region runs from base 116 to 583 and encodes 155 amino acids. NCBI's taxonomy places the organism in Eukaryota, Fungi, Chytridiomycota, Chytridiomycetes, Spizellomycetales, Spizellomycetaceae. The transcript has 2 exons.
GACCAACAACGCUGGUUGCGCGCUAUUUGAAAACAACCAAAGCCAUAACGUGUAGGCCAAUUCCCACAAAUUGCUGAACACAUUUCCAACGCGAAUCACCAGGACACACGACGCAAUGGAUCCCUAUACCAAUUGGUCCGCCACCUUGAAAUCAUUCCACGACCAUUUUAGAAGAGACCUAUGCCGACUUAUUCAAGAAGCUGAAUCUCUGAAACGGAAAUCUCCAAAACCUCUGCUUCGCUCCACGGCUCAGUAUCUCUCCUAUCUACAUACGCAUCACACAAUAGAAGACCGCCGCAUUUUUCCCUUCCUGGCACGGAAGAUGGACGUAAGCGGCUUUGCCAAAGACCAUAAGCAACUCGAAAAAAUUAUGGAGAAGAUUGAGCAGACUUGCGAAGAGGAAAAAAGGAAAGGAGAAAGGUGUCAGGAAGAAGAGACUUUUGAUGUUGAGGGGUUUACAAAGCUUUUAAAGGAGCUGCGGGAUUUGGUCUUCCCCCAUAUGCGGCUGGAGGAGGACCUGACUGCUCCAGAAAAGAUGAAGAGCCUAUUUUCACCAGAGGAGAUGCGGCUUAUGCUGUCAUGAGCUGACUGGCGCUCUAUACAACGUAAAUACAAUCCGAUGGAAUUCAGGGUGAAGCCAAAAUCAAAAGAUGAACGUCCAAGAGCUGUAAGGCGGCACUAAUGCCACCACUUCCUGCUGUUCAUUCGUCUCUUUUUGCAGUUCCUCUUUUUAACAUCCCAACCCCAAAAACCCCACACGAAAGUUGGAACACAUUGUAAAUAGACGGGUCG